Zophobas morio is the source of this 2024-nucleotide messenger RNA. RefSeq names its product vascular endothelial growth factor receptor 3-like. The coding region runs from base 153 to 1637 and encodes 494 amino acids. Lineage: Eukaryota; Metazoa; Arthropoda; Insecta; Coleoptera; Tenebrionidae. The transcript is spliced from 9 exons. The record is from RefSeq and is a predicted model, not a curated record.
AGCGCGCGAACACCCAGGCAGUAGUUGUAGUAAACGCCUUUGCCAAACACGUGAGAUUCGAAAUUGGUUGUUGUCAAACAGACGUGUCAAAAACACUUAAAAUAAAAAAGCCAAAACAGUAACCGCAUAUUCAUGAGUGUGUGUCUUCAGUAAUGGGCUCUAUACCUUUGUUUUGUAUUAGUUUUUUCUUUUUGACUUUUUCACUUUUCGUUCUGUCCUUGGGACAUGAGAAGCCUGAAAUUUUUUCUGAGUAUGCGGAGACCAAUCUUGAAACUGGAGACAACUUCACUGUGCUAUGUCAGGGACAAACCCCUUUAAAAUGGAAGUGGCCACUGGCUGAGAACGAAGAGUAUCAAAACUGGACUAGAAUAAGCGAAAUCGAAGUCUUACCAAAGAAUGCUAACUACAAGUACGCUCGAAAACUUGUCAUUCAGAAUAUUACCUACCCAUAUACUGGGUUUUAUCAAUGUUUAGAUAAAAAUGCUGACUCUUUUGACGAGAAUCAUGGAAGCAGUAUCUACUUAUUUGUUAAGGAUAAAGAACACUUGUCUGUUAGCGAUGCACAAGUGGAGACUAUUACAGUUACUCAGUAUAGCGAAGCUAUAAUUCCUUGUAGACCAACUGCAUCAGAUGUGGAAGUAAGCCUUACUUCCAUCGGCGGACAAAUCACUUUAGGCGAAAUCGACGAAGAUGGAAUUAUGUACCGCUACGAUCCCCACUAUGGUAUCAUAACCAACAACACCAAAGACAUCGGAGGAAUCAUCUUCCUUUGUUACUUCUCUCAAGAUUCAAAAAAAUUUAGUCGAACAAUGAUUUUGGAUGUGGAAAAAAUCAAUCACUUUUUGCCCAAACCAUCGAUGAAAGAGAUUACUGGUGGUCAUACGAUAGUGGGCGAUAAAUUGAUUCUGGAAUGUAGGAUUAGGUCGGAGACUUAUGUCAAUAUCGUCUGGACGACGCCUACUGGACCACCUGAUUCCACCCGUAUGCGGUUGUCAUCUCAAAAGAAGAUUCCUGAACAAACAAUUCUCACUCAAAACUUUAUCAUCAACGAAACUACUUUGCGAGAUAAAGGUAUGUACUACUGCAACGUUAGUGACAACCAAAACCAUGCCAGUUUGGGAAGUUUGAAUGUUAGGGUUUAUGCUCCCACAGAACAUUUUAUCAAUUUAACGGAAGAUAACAAUGUCUACACUAUUUCGGCAAAGGCAGGUGAUGAUGCCGUGGUAUGGCGUAUCAACGUCGACGGCCAUCCAGUGCCUAGAUUUUGGUGGUUAAAUAACAGGAACGAAAUUAUCAUGGCGCUAAAGUCAGACAAAUACGAUGUAACCUCUUCUGCUACAGAUACUGUUAUAAAAAUUAAAGAUAUAUCUAUAACAGAUCAUGGUAACUACACUCUAGUAGCGGAAAAUGGUUUUGAAAUUGCUACUAUGUCUCUGUUUCUCAACGUGACGGAUAAACCUCAAGUGCAUUUAGAAGGUAAUACCCAUCACAUGGUGGAUGAAAAAGAUACGAUUAAGUGUACCUGCUAUUGCAAGCAUGCCAGUGUAGGAAGCUUGAAUUGCACACUUUAUACUCCGACGGAAAGCAACAAUUCACCGAUUUCGACAACGGCUGGUGAUCCUAAGAUAGAUCCCUAGGCAGAUUUCGUUGAAAUUUCUUUUAUAUUCACGUGUUUACAAAUGUUUACUUCAAUUCAGAUGCCCCUUUACAAAGCUGAGUAUCCUGCAAUAACUAUUAGCCAACUCUUCUGAAUGACCAUCUCUAUUUGACAUACUCUAUCCAAGAAUAUCUAGGAGCAUAAUUUGAUAGAUUUCCUAUGUUAUUUAUAUUUUACAAGUAGGUUAUAAAAUAUAAAAUGCGAAAAUAGUAUUUGUCUACAAUACAAAACUUUAAUUUUGUACAAAACAGUUAGUUCAGAUGGUUUAAUUAUUAUUGAAAAGAUAUGAAGAAUAUUUGUCAUUUAAACAUAUUUUCUACAGAUUUUACGUUACAUGUUAUAGUUUCAAAUAUAGUGUAUAAUAUAC